UUUUGUUGUUUUGCUACGUUUUAAUUUAUAAAUAUACACUUUAUUGUAUUAAAUGUUGUUAUUUUGUAUUGUAUUUGUAUAGCGUUAUGUCUGACCUGGAGAUUUGUCGCAUCUGUGUGAGUAAAGGCGUGAGGGUGUAUAAUUACACGCAGUACAAUUUAAAACUAUAUUAUGAAGAUAUCAUGAAGAAAAAGAUUGACGGGGAUGGCUUACCAAAAUAUUUUUGUUUUGAAUGUGCGGCCAUGUUGUACAAAUUCCACAAGUUCAAAGAGAAGUGCCUCACAGGACAGAGGGAACUUAGAGAACUGCUUUGGAAUGAAUCUAUCACCUCAUCAUCUGUGUCUUCGAUAGACAGAGAAAGUAAGAAUCUAACAUCAUCUAUAGACAUUGUAACAGUAAACAAAAGAGUCAAAACAUAUAAUGUAAGAAACAGAGGGUUUACAAGAAAUUUGUCAAAACAAUUCCAUCAUUUCAAACUACCAGAAAUUGAAGAAGUCAAAGUUGAUUAUGAUAAUACACCAAGAGAUAAAAACCUAGAAAUUGUCAAAAACGAAAUGGAUAACAAAGUUUUGGAAUCCAAAAGUGAUGAAAUAUUCAAAGUUGAUGAUGAGCAGAAUUGCAGUUUAAAUACGAAAGAAGAAACCACUGCCAGUUUAGAUAUGUACAAUGGUGAUGAUAUAAAUACAGAAAGUUUUGCAGAUGAUGAUAAAACUGAAGUCAAAAGCGAAGAACCAGAUCAUCAAAUGAUAGAUGAUGAAGAAAAGAACUUUGAUAUUCAGUUGAUUGCUAAUAUUAAUGAAAAUGAAAGUAAAAAAAAUAUAAAAAAAGAUAAAGUCAAACCCAAGAAAUUUGAAGUUGUUGAAGGGACUAAAAAUGAUUUAGAUCCUAACCAUUGGUUGAAGAUCAAUUUGAAUGAAGAGGAGGCUAUGCUUGAGUUUAAAGCAAGAGCUCUAGACUCGAAAUACCUGUCGGCGGCUUACAAGUGCGAGGUCUGUUUCAAAGGGUUCUCGAAAGAAGAUAUGCUGAACAGACAUGUUAAACUAAGGCACAGUGAGUCUCGUGGACCGAUUGACUGUCACUUUUGUCACAUGCGAUUCAAACUAAAAUGUCACCUGACAAGGCAUAUUGUACAGCAUUAUACGAAAUAUAAAUGUUUGAGAUGUGAUCUCAUGUGCCCCUUGAAAAACACGGCGUUAUUUCAUAAUGACUAUCACAAUGGCGUCAUCAGGAAAUGCAUGCAUUGUGGAGAGGAUUUUAGGCACUUAUCUACAUACUACACCCACUUGCGGACUCACCGCAGUGAGCAUGUGUGCACGCUCUGCGGCGCCAGCUUUGUCAGUGUGAAAGGACUUAACAUGCAUAAGCGGACCAUGCAUGUUAUUACCGCUAGUAGCCCCAAAGAAGGAACCUCUUACUGCGCGCGAUGCAACAUGCGGUUCGACUCUCAGAAAGCUUACGAGGAACAUUUGUCCCAUUCUGCAAUGCAUGCUGAAGGUGUUGAAGAUCUAGCAAAGGAAACGUCAGCGCAGUCAAUAUCAAAGCAUCGUAAGAAUUCUCUCAGAAGAAAGCCGAGGCAAUUCACUCCGUGUCCAAUAUGCAACAAGAACUUUUCAACCCAAACUGCAUACAAGAAGCAUCACGCAACGGAACAUAAAGACGCGCCGAUGCCUGCCGUAGAGAGAUCCAACGUGAGGCAUGUCUGUGAAAUAUGUGGAGUGUCUUUAGCGGCAGGUAGUGUUGCCAGUCAUUUAAACACCCACACUCGUGAGAAGUUGUACACUUGUAGUACAUGUGGCAUGCAGUUCAAUAGCAAAAGUAGCAUGUAUCGACAUCAGCUGACACAUACUGGUGAGAAGCCCUUCGGUUGCACUCUGUGCGAUAAAAGGUUUACACAGAAAUGCAGCAUGAAGCUCCACUAUCGAACAUUUCAUCUCAAAGAGCCCUAUCCCAAAAGAAAUAGACGGAAAAAGGUCGGGAGUCCACACGAAACAUCGUUGUUUGAAGAUUAUAGGACCGAGGAGGAUUCUGAAGACAAUCUGAAGGUCAACAGAUGGCGUUAAAGACAUAUAUUACUUUAUAAAUAAAUAUUGUACAAGCCGC
Molecule: messenger RNA, 2100 nt
Organism: Trichoplusia ni (cabbage looper)
Lineage: Eukaryota; Metazoa; Arthropoda; Insecta; Lepidoptera; Noctuidae
Product: zinc finger protein 200-like
Exons: 12
Coding region: 87-2060 (657 amino acids)
Biological process (GO): regulation of transcription by RNA polymerase II
Cellular component (GO): nucleus
Molecular function (GO): RNA polymerase II cis-regulatory region sequence-specific DNA binding; zinc ion binding; DNA-binding transcription factor activity
Source: RefSeq, a predicted model, not a curated record